Rhinopithecus roxellana (golden snub-nosed monkey) is the source of this 1107-nucleotide messenger RNA. It is a transcript of the gene EFCAB11, whose product is annotated as EF-hand calcium binding domain 11. The record is from RefSeq and is a predicted model, not a curated record. The transcript has 7 exons. Gene Ontology annotation, cellular component: cytoplasm. Gene Ontology annotation, molecular function: calcium ion binding. Lineage: Eukaryota; Metazoa; Chordata; Mammalia; Primates; Cercopithecidae. The coding region runs from base 102 to 593 and encodes 163 amino acids.
CUUCCUGAGCCGCGGCGGGCGUGGCCGCGUUAGGCUGCCAGCCAGGCCGGGGCAGCGGUGUACAGUGGUUGGGGUGCUGGGGUUCGGUUAUUGCAGUCGCGAUGUUCUUCUCCGAGGCCAGAGCCAGGUCGCAGACGUGGGAAGCCAGUCCCUCGGAACACAGGAUGUGGGUGGAAGUAUUUAAGGCAUGUGAUGAAGAUCACAAAGGAUAUCUCAGCAGAGAGGACUUUAAAAUUGCUGUUGUAAUGCUGUUUGGGUACAAGCCCUCCAAGAUAGAAGUGGAUUCUGUGAUGUCUUCAAUAAAUCCAAAUACUUCUGGUAUAUUACUCGAGGGGUUUUUAAAUAUUGUCAGGAAAAAGAAGGAAGCUCAACGAUAUCGGAAUGAAGUAAGACACAUCUUCACAGCCUUUGACACAUACUAUCGUGGAUUUUUAACUUUGGAAGAUUUCAAAAAAGCAUUUAGGCAGGUGGCUCCCAAGUUACCGGAAAGGACUGUUCUUGAAGUAUUCAGGGAAGUAGAUCGAGACUCAGACGGUCACGUCAGCUUUAGAGACUUUGAAUAUGCCCUGAACUAUGGACAGAAGGAAGCCUAACUAUUGUGAAAUACUUUCGGGGCAAUGUAAAAUGGUACAGCCACUUUGGAAGACAGUUUGGCAAUUUCUCACGAAGCUAAGCGUAGUCUUACCACAUGAUCCAGCAAUCAAGCUUCUAGGUAUUUACCCAACUGAUUUGAAAAUUUCAUCCACACAAAAAUUGCAUAUGAAUGUUUAUAGAAGCUUUCUUCAUCAUCACCAAAAACUAGAAGCAACCAAGAUAUGUUCUUAAGAGGUGAAUGGAUCUUCUACAAAAUACCUGACCAAUCCUCCUCAAAACUGUCCAGCCCAUCAAAAACAAAGAAAGCCUAAGAAACAACAAGAGGAACCUCUGGACCCAUGGUGACUAAAUGUAAUGCAAUAGCCUAGAUGGGAUCCUAGACCAGGAAAAGGACAUUAAGGGAAACCCAGGAAAUCUGGAUAAAAUAUGAACUUUAGUUAAUAAUGUACCAGUAUUAGCUCAUUAAUUGUAGCAAAUGUAUCAUACGCAUACAAUGUUCAUAAUAGGGAAAAC